UGAAAAGUUCUCAAAACGAGUGAAAUUUGACAAAAAUGAGCAAAACGAAUCAAGCGUGUGAACUGUCACUGCAGUGGUUGUUGUUGUUUUGGAUUAGUCAUUCGGCUGUGAUAAAAAGUUGAUUUUUCAUUCCUUUUCAGAAAAUUCCAUUCCAUUCUUUUAAAAAAUGCACGGUCGUUUGAAGGUGCGCACCAGCGCCGAGGAGGCCGCCCGCAAGCAAAAGGAGCGCAAUGCCAAGGCGGCCGCCUUCCGGGCCGGCAUGGAGCGCAUCCUGGCCAAGAAGGAGAGGGCCGAGCUGGACGAGGAACUGAUGCUGUUGACGGGGAAGAUCCUGUCGGCAAACCCGGAUGUUGCGACGCUGUGGAACCUGCGCCGGCAGUGUCUGCAGACGUUCGCCAAGGCGGAUGAGGAAACUGGAGGUCAGUCGCUGUUUGACAAAGACCUGAGCUUCACGGAGAUGUGCCUGCAGGUCAAUCCCAAGUCGUACUGCGCCUGGCACCAUCGCUGCUGGGUUUUGGAGAAUUGUCCCACGCCAAACUGGGACAAGGAAGUCGAGCUGUGCACCAAAUAUUUGAAAAUGGAUGAGAGAAAUUUCCAUUGCUGGGACUACCGACGGUACGUGGUCGCAAAGGCCAACGUUGCCCCGGCCAAGGAACUCGAAUUCUGCACCGAGAAGAUCCAGAACAACUUUUCCAACUAUUCCUCUUGGCACUAUCGGAGCAAACUGUUGCCAAUCCUGCACCCAAACCAGGAAGACGCAUCGCGUCCCAUCAGCGAGGAAAAGCUGAAGGAAGAACUCGAACUGGUUCUAACCGCUGCCUUCACCGAUCCCGGAGACAGCAGUGCUUGGUUCUAUCAACGCUGGCUGCUGGGCUACUCCCAGCCGGAACUGGACCUGGCCGCCUUCAGAAUGGACACGGCCAAAGGACUGGCCGUGGUGACCUUCACCAGACCGGUGAACCUCAAGCACAAAGACGCCAAACUAGAAAUCGAAGGACUCGAUUCAAGCGCCAACUGGCAAUCGGCUUGUUUCGACGACAGCUAUUCCGUCACUUGGAUCCUCCGCGACGCCACACCAAAUCUCCCCAACCAACUAACAUUCCCGCUAACCUUCACGGACGAAUCCGGCCAAACGCACACUCUAGAACUCAACAAAACCUCCCCCACCGAACUGUUCGCCAUUCGAAAGCCCAGAUUCGGUACCGAGUUUGGCGUCGCCGUUGUGGACGUGCUCAAAGCCCAGCUCGAAUCGUGCCAACAGCUGCUAGAGUUCGAACCGGACAGCAAGUGGACCCUGCUCACAGCAGCGCUCCUGUCCAAAGCCAUCGACCACGCGGCCAAUCACGACCAAAUCGUGCAGUACUUGGAAAAGCUGAAAAACGUCGACCCGAUGCGUACCGGCUACUAUCAGGAUCUGAUUGGAAGGUGGGGAACGGAAGUGCGUCUGGGGCAGUGGAUUGACGGGAAGGGGUGUCCCGCGGAGCGGUUGGACCUGUCCGGGAUAGGGCUGGUGCACGUGGCUUACGAGCAAUAUCUGGCGGUGGCGAGUGAGAUCGACUUGGGUGGGAAUAAAUUGGCGGAGAAGAGUUUGGCAAAGUUUGGCCAUCUCGUGUUUUGUCAGAAUUUGAUAUUGAAGGGCAACCAGAUUGCCGGUGAGACUGAACCAAAAAUUAGGCAGAUUUGUUCCGGCUUGCAGCAGUUGGAAUUGGUUUAACGUAAAGUGCUUGAAAUUUUAUCCAAUUUCGUAUUAAAAUAUUGUACAAGCAGGAUUUGUACCUAGUUUUGCAGGCACUUCUGAAAUAAAAUGAUCUUAAAUGCAA
This is a messenger RNA of Culex quinquefasciatus (southern house mosquito), 1820 nucleotides long. RefSeq names its product geranylgeranyl transferase type-2 subunit alpha (gene RabGGTa). Gene Ontology annotation, cellular component: Rab-protein geranylgeranyltransferase complex; cytoplasm. The transcript is spliced from 4 exons. Gene Ontology annotation, molecular function: Rab geranylgeranyltransferase activity. The record is from RefSeq and is a predicted model, not a curated record. Lineage: Eukaryota; Metazoa; Arthropoda; Insecta; Diptera; Culicidae. Gene Ontology annotation, biological process: protein geranylgeranylation. The coding region runs from base 167 to 1714 and encodes 515 amino acids.